AUGAGCGAUGUCAGGGGAAAGGCGUACGUGAAUGGGGGAUGUGUCGAAGAAUUAUUGGCCAGCAAAGACAUUUCCCUGAGCUGGAAAGAGAAAGUUGACCUGGCGUGUGACAUUAGUCGGGGUAUGGUCUACCUGCACUCCAAGAACAUUUACCAUCGAGACCUCAACUCAAAGAACUGCCUGAUCAGGUUGUCUCCCCGGGGCAGGGAAGCCCUGGUGACGGAUUUCGGUCUGGCGCGUGAAGUGGUCGAGCCGUCGUUGAAGAACGGGGAGCUGAAGUUGUCUCUGGUCGGCUCGGCGUUCUGGAUGGCUCCUGAAAUGUUGCGCGGAGAGCCGUACGAUCGGAAGGUGGACGUCUUCUCUUUGGGGAUCGUAUUAUGUGAAAUCCUCGGCCGAAUUCCCGCUGACCCGGAGAUCCUGCCCAGAACGAGGGAUUACGGUCUGGACGCGGACGCUUUCCGAGAGCUGAUCAGGGAUUGUCCCAAACGAGUCCUGGAUUUAGCCGUCAGCUGCUGUCGGCUGGAGGCCCAUAAGAGACCUUCGUUCGGUGAAAUCUUGGACGACCUGGAAGAGGAAGCGGAAAUGCUGGAGUCGCAGACGGCGCUGGAAGAAUCGGUGCGGGGGCCGUAAAACCCGGACUUUCUCUAACUUGUAAAUUGUACAGAAAUCUGGAAUCGAAAAUAUAUAUUAAAAAAAAAAAUCCCAAAUGCGGAACCUUCUAUUUAUUAAAUAAACUGGAAUAUAUUUUUGUGGA
Messenger RNA from Spea bombifrons (plains spadefoot toad), 754 nucleotides. Its product is annotated as dual specificity testis-specific protein kinase 2-like. The transcript has 6 exons. Gene Ontology annotation, molecular function: protein serine/threonine kinase activity; ATP binding. The record is from RefSeq and is a predicted model, not a curated record. Gene Ontology annotation, biological process: actin cytoskeleton organization; protein phosphorylation. The coding region runs from base 1 to 630 and encodes 209 amino acids. Gene Ontology annotation, cellular component: nucleus; cytoplasm. Lineage: Eukaryota; Metazoa; Chordata; Amphibia; Anura; Pelobatidae.